Molecule: messenger RNA, 857 nt
Organism: Paramecium pentaurelia
Lineage: Eukaryota; Ciliophora; Oligohymenophorea; Peniculida; Parameciidae
Source: the annotation of a GenBank genome assembly
UAAUGUCAACUUUCUAAGAAAGGUUUAAGGGUAAAACUACAGUUAUGGGUAGAAAUGGACUAGAAUCAGUUCUUAAUACUUGUUAAUAACCUAUUAAAAAAGACUUUGAAUGUAUUGUUUCUCUCUUAUAUCAGAUUAAAAUAGAUGUCCUCAGAUUCCAUAACCUUUACAAUAAUAAGUUAAUGUUUAAACAUUUCCUAACCAAAUUCAAUACAACAAUCAACAACAUCAUUAAAAUAUAUAUUAACAUAAUCCAUACAUACCUGAAUAAUAAAUUCAAGAUCAUCUAUAAUAUUUGAGUCAAUAGUAAUAUUUUCAACCCUCCACUAAUUAUUAAGUAAGACAAACAGCUACUGAGCCUUAAAAAAAGAUUGAAUAAAGAUCCUAAUCUGCAAAAUAAUAAUAGUAAUCAGUUGAUGAUUCGUAACGGUACAAACCAUACACCAUUAAAGAUUAUGAAAUGAUGAAAAAGACAGCAAAUGCUAAAUUAGGAGGUUUGGGACCUAAUAUCAGUGGAGAAGAAUGGGUAAAAGAAAAAGAAAAGCAACUUAAAAGAUAAGAAUUUGCAGAAUAAGUAAGACAGUUUAAUUCAACUAAUAUUAUAACUAUCAAAAACAAAGAAAGUAAACCACCUGAAAUCAAUCCAAGGUAUUAUUACGAAUAUAUCAAGACAAAAGGCUAUUGAAUUUGCCAGAAAUAUACCAAAACCUGUAGCCAAAAAAAAGGAUGAUGUAGCUAUAAAGAGUAUGCCUAAUAAACCUGUUAAUAAUAUGAAUAGGGAUCCUUUUGAUGAUGAAAUUGCACGACUUGAAAGAGAACAUAUUAAAUAUUUAAACUAAUUGGAUAAAAUGAAAUGA